AAAUCAUUAGGUUUCAUUGUCAGUUGCGUAAUACGGAUUACUUCGAAGCUACACCAAUCAGAGUUUCAGACUAAAAUAUAACUCAACUGUCAUUCAUCCAUUAUCCAUAUCCUUACACGACCAAGGAUAAAAAAUUCAUAAUCCCUUCUCAAAAUAUUUCAAUAGCUCUUUUCUGUUUAGUCAGAGAUUUUUUGUUGCCAAGAAACCAUUUUUUUGCAAUGCCCACAAUCAAUUUUCUUCUUCUUCUUCUUCUUCUGGGUUGCCUAACAAUCUGCCAUGCUAAGCGUUAUUCUUUCUCUUCUUCCUCUUGCGUUCCUUCUUCUUGUGGGAAAAUCGCUAACAUACAUUUCCCUUUUCGCUUGAAAGGCGAUCCUAAAGAUUGUGGUGACCCAAAAUAUGAACUUGAAUGCCAAAAUAACCAGCUCAUUCUGAGCUUGAAAUCCAGAAAAUACCUUGUCCAAUCAAUUGAUUACGAGAGUUACACGAUAAGGCUUCUCGAUCCUAAUGUGGAGAUUAACAAUCCCUGUUGGUUCCCUCUUAAUUACAACCAAAUUGAUGAUACUUAUGAGGAUGGUUACUCUUCCUAUUCAGAUCUAAACAUCCCUUUAACAUUCAUCAACUGUCUUGUUCCUGUAAAUUCUUCUACAUACGUUGACAUUACUUUCUGUACUAACAGAAACAGUAGCACUUCAUUAAAUUCUUCUUCUGGGGUUCAUAAUUACGUUGUUGCUGGAGAUAGACUUACCUUGUCAGAUCUGGAACCAUCUUGCAGCAUCGGGAAGGUGAUUCAAGUUCUUAAUUUGAAUACCACGAAUUACACUUCUCUGUCAAGCAUCCACGAGGCAGUGGCUUCUGGGAUUGAGCUAUCAUGGCACUAUCCUUUGUGUUCGAUUUGUCGGGACAAAGAGUGUACCAUUGAGGAAAAUUCUGUCAAGUGCACUCCUUACAAGAUUUGUUACGAAGACACCGCUUUUGAAGACCGCAGUUUCCUCUGCAAAUUGGACUAUUAUGCUCGUGAGUGCUGUCGACUUUCUGCUUGCUCUAUAUCAUAUCUAAUUAGAAUUAGAUACAAUUUUUUAUUUUUUUUCCUCUGUUUCUGACUUCAUUUUUCUUUUUGGCUAACUGACAGCAUUCAUCAUAUUCUUUGGUGUCGUUCCAAUUGGUAAGCCAUACUACACAAUAGCUUCAUAUGUUAGUGAGGAUUACUGAAUUUACACGGUCAAAAUAACUUUCUUUCUCAAACAAUUAAUGCAGGAGGAAUUUUGGGAUUAAGGCUAAUCUGUGGGCUUUGUUGUUUUAUUCCACUAAUUGUGUCUAAACGGAAAAGGAGACACCUAUGGGCAGACUAUGAAAUGGUUCAAGACUUAGUAAAAAAGGGUCAAAAUUCCUUCAAGCCAAUACAUUAUAGCUACUCCGAAAUCAAGAAAAUCACAAAUAACUUCAAAGUGAAAUUGGGUGUGGGAAGUUGUGGGUCUAUAUUCGGAGGAAAGCUUAGGAGUGGUCCAACUGUUGCAGUGAAGAUGAUGGACAAAACUACAGCCAGUUCCCAAGAAUUUCUGAGAUUUGUUGCUGCAAUUGGAAGGGUUGAUCAUGCAAACGUAAUGCCACUCAUUGGCUUCUGUUUUGAAGGGCAGAACCGAGCUUUGGUAUACGAUUUGAUGCCUAAUGGUUCGAUUCAAAAGUACAUCUCACCUAAAGAAGGAGAUCCGAAUUCUUAUGUUUCAUUGAGCAUUGAAAAUCUGUAUAAGAUUUCUCUGGGAGUGGCUCGUGGGAUUGAUUAUCUACAUCGAAACUGCGACAUCCAAGCUCCACAUUUGGGUUUUAAACCUCAUAAUGUACUUCUUGAUGAGAAUAUGGUGCCAAAGAUAUCUGAUUUCGGACUCGCUAAAGUGUGCCCUGGAUUGAGUAAUGCAGCUCCAGAGUUUUACUAUAAAAGUAUUGGAGAAGUUGAGCAUAAUUCAGAUGUUUAUAGUUUUGGAAUGUUGUUGGUUGGUAUGAUUAACACAGUGAAGAAGAAAACACAUUCCACGGCUAGCCCUGAAAGCCAAAAUGAUCAUUCUUCUUCCAGGAUUCAUGACCAAUUGGUUGAAGGCAGAGACAUGAUAGAAAUUAAAGAUGCCACUGCAGAGGAAAAAAUGAUGAUUAAGAAGCUGAUGGAAGUAGCUUCCAUCUGUAUCCAGAUGAAACCGGCUGAUCGACCUUCCAUGAGUGACGUUGUUAAGAUGCUUGAACAAGAAGAGGGUGAAUGCUAACUAACAUGUCCCUUAGAUUCGCCGGGCUCCCGCGGCCUCGGGGAAUUUGAGCAUGUUUUUUUUUUUUUCCUUGUACGUAGUAUGUUGAGGUAAAGGGCAGAAUGUUUAUUAUCUUUGUUUGUGUAAGUAUAAUAAAAUAGUAGGAAAACAAAGAAAGAAAGAGAGGAAAUGGCAAAUCCUUCUAUUUGUAUAUUGGAAAGAAACCCACUGUACUAUUUUUUUAUUUUUGAAAACCGCUGUAAAUCUCAUCUGUACUGUAUGAGUUCUGUACCAAACAUUUAGAAGUUUAGAACAUUAACAUUCCUAUCGGUUUUGUUUCCGUUGAUUCAAUAAAACUAUAUUGAUUAAAACAUAUCACCUCAUCCACUUGGCAGGAGCUUCUGCAGGUCAGGCCCUGAUU
Messenger RNA from Oldenlandia corymbosa var. corymbosa, 2652 nucleotides. NCBI's taxonomy places the organism in Eukaryota, Viridiplantae, Streptophyta, Magnoliopsida, Gentianales, Rubiaceae. The record is from the annotation of a GenBank genome assembly.